Molecule: messenger RNA, 3639 nt
Organism: Durusdinium trenchii
Lineage: Eukaryota; Dinophyceae; Suessiales; Symbiodiniaceae
Source: the annotation of a GenBank genome assembly
AUGGCUGCACCUUUGCAUUCCGCACAUGCUGAGCGUUGCCGCCGAUGUGGCAACUCCUAUGAGGAGCAUUUGGAGCUCGAGGAAGAUGCAGCAAAGGCUGAGGAGGCACCUUCAGAGCCUGUAAACCAGACGCAAGGUGAAGCAACUGAGAAAGAACCCAGCGAACUUGAAGAAGCCGAUGAAAAGAGCGGUACUGCCAGCAUCGCUGAAAGCCCUACAGAGGAUGAAAAGGAGGGUCCCGAUGCAGACGGACAGUCAGAUAGAGCCUCCGAAGACCUCGACCAUGUGGAGGGCUUGCAGGGUCCUUGUGAACAUGCUGAUGCUGAGCAUGCUUGGGAAGACUUCCUACAUGCAGAUGAAGGAGAAGAGGAUGUAGAGGAGGCCAAAGAACCAGCUGAGACUCUUGCGACUGUGGAGGAAUUUCUUGUUGCAACUGCGACAGAAAUUCGUUCUGCGCCGUCAUUUUUUGCGCCCUCCAUAGGCAAUCUGGAACUGGGCGCAGCUGUGAGCGGCCGCUUGCACAACGACUGGCUGAAUUUAUGCGAGCCGAGAGAAACUGACACCGACUCCAACAAGUGGGUUUGGCUCUGGAAUCUAGAACGCAGAGGAGAGAAUGUUUCCUGUGAUCUAGAGCAGAGUGAGAGAGCAGCUUUGCGCGCUCAACAAGCAGUUGGUGGCAUCGCCUACCAAACUUUCCAGACACUGCCUUUGUACUCUAGACCUUCCAGGUCAUCCAUUCUUGAAGAUUCAAGACUUCCGCCUGGAGUAAGUGUGACAGGAUUCCCUGCCCAGCACUGGAUUCGCCUGGCGCCAAGCAACGGGCUGGACUUCGUGUCGCACUGGGUCUUCCAGCAUCCAUUGGAUGGAUCUCUUCGUGCGAACUGGUGCCAACUACAAGUCUCAAGACUUCCCUCAGGCACUUUGAAGGUUUGUUGGCCAGGCUUGCCACAGAGUCACCCUGUGAUUUAUUGCCUUGAAUGGGAUGGAUCGAAGAGCAGAGGUUGUGGUUUGGGAUCCUCUACGGAGUGUACAUUGCUGCUUCGAGAGCAAGAUAGAGUUCACUUGAGGGUUUGCGCCUACAUCAAUACUGCGGAUACAGUAGAAGUGCCGGGUGACUGGCAGACACUUGAAAUCGAGGAGGCGCCACAACUGCAAGCUGCCAGCACAUGUGAAAGUUCGCAUGUUCCACUGGAAGAGCCGAUUCCUGCCGCGGAAUCCUUUGUUCCUGCUCCAUCUGAAGCCACUCGUGCUGCCGCGGCUAUUGCCACUCCGCUCGAAGCACAGACCCCACAGAGUCCGAGCUCAGACAGCACUGGGUUCAGCGGUUUCUCGAUGUGGACCGUGGUUCACCACGGUGGUGUACUAAUCCGUGAGGCCCCAAGCCAGGAAGCUCGGACUCUUGGACACCUGGCCUUUUCGAAGCAGGUCCGUGGCAGACUUGAAAGUGCAGGACUUUGGCUACAAUUGGAUAGAAGCGAACUUGAAAGCAAAGAAGCUGCUUGGGUGCUUGUCGAUGGUAGCGAGAUUGGCUUGGGUAGGUUGCUAGAGCCGAGAGACUCCAUAGAUCCAGAGAAUGCAGCAAUGGCAACAGAAGAUGACGCACACACAAAAGAAGACGAGGACAGCGCCAACGCUGAGGAUCGGAAAGAGCGGUGCUUGGAGAAGGGUAUUCGCACUAAAGAGACGAACGAAGAAGAGCCACAAGAGCCCAAACCGAACAAGUGCAAGUCGAAAGAAUCAAACCAAAGAGAAGAGUCGAAAGAAUCCAAGCAGAUCAUAGAGACCGAGAAAGUCAAGUCUACAAAGGUGAGCGCCAUCAAGCAUGCAUCAACGAUGGCAGAGCAAGUUGUGGAGCCUGUAGAAUACUUGGUGCUUUCACCAAAAUUGCCACUCUACAGCGAACCCUGUGCUGCUUCAGAACGGAUAGAAGAACUUGAAAGCACAGCCUCAAUUUGUGGAUUCCCUGGAAACUUGUCAUGGCUACGCUUAGCAAAGCAGCCUGAGAAAUGGGCUCCUAUCAAGUCAGCCAAAGAAGUAUUCUUGAGUCCCAAAUGGUCUAAUCUGAAAGCAGAGAAAGUUUUCAGUGAAGCCCUUGAAGUGAGUUGGCACGGGCUCAGGGCUCGCAGUCCAUACGUUGCUGCUUACAGAAUCGAGUGGCGACUUACUCCUGGUGAAGAGCUUCCAAUCGGACAAGACGGGGACAGCUUGAAGAAGUCAGGCUAUGCUUUGAGUCUCAAACCAUGUGCAAUUUUACAUGGAUUGCCAGCGGGUGCUGCAGUGCAGUUACGUGCUGGUGUGCGGGUUGCGGCUCAAAGUGCGGGUGAAGCAGAUUUUAGAUUGCUGGGGCCCUGGAAAGAUUUUACAACGGGAAGUCCAAUUCCAGAAGAAGAUGAGCGAGAAACUGCUCGUAAGAUCGAUCCUUUCGGAGGAAUGAGAGGUGGGUGUGCAAGCAGCCAGUGUCGAGGGUACGUUGCGGACCUGGAUGCGAUGGCAUUUGUGGGUGCCAAUGCCAACAAUUUGGUCACAACGGCUAUUUGUGUAAGGUGUGGCAAAUCGUUUGAAGCACAUGAGAAGGUUGAUCCGCAGAUGGCCAAAGCUCCAAAAAGUGUCAAGAGCACGAGCACUUUGGAAGAACAACCGAACUUCGCAAAAUUCCAAGUCGAUCAACAUGGACCCCCCAAGACAUUCGUUGUUCUUCACUCUAUGGUCUUUGUACGAGAUCGAGCUAGUGUAAAGGGGAGGACUUUGGGAGUUGUAAAACAAGGUCACCAUAUCCAGGGAUGGCCUAUCGCAGGGUGGCUCCGGCUCAGUCCAAAGUGUGGCUUUGCAGAAGCCCCUGACAAGCCGGAUGGGUGGGUUCUGAUCCAUGGUGCGGAAGUUGGGCUGGGACAGCUGCUUGAAGAAGUGGAGGACGGGAUGGGUGGCAAAGAAGGUGCCAGAUGGUCGCAGGAUGUGAUGCGCAGUGAAGAAGCAGCCAGAGAAAGCAGGUCUGUCCUUACGGAGCCACUUCUCUUCGAGGUUGGUGAAGCUUCGAUUCCCGUCCAAGACAUGCCACGAGGGGACGCCGCAACAGUUGGACAUCUUCAGCCUGCCAUGUCACUGAAGGGAUUUCCGGCUGGACAUUGGACGCAAAUUGCAGAAGGAAACUACAGCAAAAGAUGGGUCCUGCAGGGUACAAAUGCAAAGCCGUCGUUGACACCGCAGUGGGCAAAGCUACAGUUGCUGCAGGCUUAUGAAGAAGCUCUACAUUUGUCGUGGCGGGGCCUUCCAUCAAUACAGGCUACGAGGUAUACACUAGAAUGGAGAGGGCCAGGUGGAGUUGGCAAAAUGGAUGUUGAACUUGGAAAGACUGAUGCUUUGCUGGGUGGCAUGCGUGCGGGUGCAACGUUGAAGGUCCGGGUCAGGGCCAGUGUAUAUUCACUAACAACUCCCACCGGAGUGAAGUUUGAGGGUGCAUGGACAGAGAUGCAGUGCCUGAACAUGGACAAAACAAUAGCACCAAUGCUAGGAAGUGGAGAGUCUUCCUUGAAAGCUGCUGUCCAUGGGCAAUCUUCAACAGCCUGCAGAAACUUCAAGGUCUUUGAGGAGAGAGCUUUGUGUGAAGAGGAUGCCCAGGAGACCCACAGCCCUGCUACAUAG